Molecule: messenger RNA, 703 nt
Organism: Helianthus annuus (common sunflower)
Lineage: Eukaryota; Viridiplantae; Streptophyta; Magnoliopsida; Asterales; Asteraceae
Exons: 1
Coding region: 68-562 (164 amino acids)
Source: RefSeq, a predicted model, not a curated record
AUUUCCACAAUAUAAAACACACACCACUCCUCCCCCUCUAUCCCCAACUCACAACAUAACAUAUAUCAUGAUGUCUAAACAACAAGACCAACAAGCUCUCAACGUGCCCUACACCACACCGAUCAUCAUGGAACAUGAUCACGAAGGGAAAGAUAUCCCUCAUGACAACGACGACGUCGUCUUAACAUCCAACGGUUGUUUCCACCUCUUCUUCUGCUGCUUCGACAACCAUCACAACCUUUACCAAGACGGUGAAACCGCAGGUUUCUUGUACCAGAAGCAAUCCGGGGAUCUGAUCAAUCAAGACACGUGGUUCAUGAAACGUGCCAAGAGUUUGAAGGAGUAUUCAGAGCUUGUUGCAGGACCCAAGUGGAAAAACUUCAUCAGAAGGUUUAGUAGGAGGAGGAAUAGAUCUAACGCUAAUACGACGCCGUUUCAGUAUGAUCCAAAAAGCUAUGCUCUUAAUUUUAAUGACGCUGGUAAUCAUGAUGAAGAUGAUGAUUUGUUGCCUCGUAGUUUUUCUACGCGAUUUGCGCCUCCUUCAAGAUCUACACAAUUAUAAUGCUUUUUUAUUUUCUUUUCUUUUUUUGUUAUAAAUCACAAUUCGAUUUAUUGUUUCUUUUCUUCUCACCCACUUUUCAUCAAUUUUAUCGAUAUUGUAUAUUUAUCUAUAUUCUUUUCAUGAAUUCUGUAUAUUUGUCUA